GCCACACAGAGCGUCAUCAGGCUGAGCUGAAGCCCAAGGGAGCGGCGAAUGCUCCGUCAUCCUGUGUGCGCCGCCUUGGACAUGGCAGGAAUGACAACUGACACUAUCACCGCCAACUUCGCCAUGGCUCGCUAGCUAUUCCCGUCCAACACUCUCCCUGCGGCCAUCCCACCAUGUCGACGACUUCGCGAAAUGGCUCGGUCCGCUCGACCCACACCACGCAGUCAUCUAUCAACACUGCCGACCGGCUUGAGGCUCUGAUUCCGGGCGCGUUUCCUGAUCUGCGCUCCUCCACGAGCCAGGCAUCGCUCACCACCCAGCAAGUCUCCCUCCAGCAGAUACUGUACGACCGCCGAGCCGAGUACACCCGCUCCCGCAAUGUCCGCAUCAAGAUUGGCGCGUGGAACGUUGCUUCUAACAAGGGGACCGAGCAAGAUGUGGGAGCAUGGUUCGUAAAGGGCAAAGGCGUCGAGAAGGCUCUAGCCGGCCUUGGGGUCUCUGAGCCAAGGCGCAAGGAAGGAAAGCUCAAGGAAACGGUCGACGACCAAGAGUCAAGAUUCGACAAGCACGCGCCCUCAGUGCCUUGUGGCGACCUAGGCUCUGUGCCUGGUGACGAUGAGAUCGACUUGUAUGUGCUUGGUCUGCAAGAGAUAGUGGACAUCACCUCUGCAGCUGAGGCGCUGAAGCCUUACACCGAUCCCUCCGUGGCGAACAAGUGGAGGGCUUCUCUGGAGGCAGCUCUGCCCAAAGGCUAUCGGGUCGUGGCAGAGCAACAACUGCUUGGUUUGUGGUUGGUCAUCUACGCCUCGCCUGCACUCUUCCCGCAAGUCAAAAACGUCAGUACGACCAGCGUUGGUACCGGACUGAUGGGCUACAUGGCGAACAAAGGUGCUGUAACCGCGCGAAUCGUUCUGGGCGAGACCACCCGCCUUGUCUUCAUCAACUCGCACCUGGGUGCUGGAGCAGACAAGGCAGCUUUGGAGCGACGAAUCUGGGACGUUGCCCAAAUCACACAGCGGACGCGUUUUUCGCCGAUCGUGGAUGCCAUGGGAACUUCUCAGAACCAGGGUGAAGGCCUUGGAGAUGAGGAGUUUGCUUUCUGGUUUGGCGAUCUGAACUUCCGCAUCGAGGGCAUGCCAGGCGACGAUGUGCGUCGCCUGCUCACUGUGCACACGAAAGACAUGGAUAACGAGUCUUCCGCUUCUAGUGACUUGGGCUCUGCUACCGGGAAUUCUUUGAACAAUAUGGAUGAUGCCGUUCCACUCCCGCCCGAGCUGGACCCUGCCUCGCUGCAGACGACCAUAUCCUGUUUGCUUCCUCACGACGAGCUGCAUCAGCAAAUGAAGUCAGGCAGGGCUUUCUACGACGGCUGGGAGGAAGGUCCAAUCAGAUUCCUGCCAACUUACAAGUACGACGUGGGCAAAGUCGGCGUUUUUGAUAGCAGUGAAAAAGCCAGAUGCCCAAGCUGGUGUGACCGUAUCCUCUAUCGGACACGAGCCUCAAAGCAACGGUACGAUCAGAAAGUCAAACAAGACGCAGACGCUCGCAAGCGUGAUGAGGAGAUGAAGAAGUUGGGAAUGGACAUGCCGGGGACCAGCGAUGUACUCUUUGACUAUGAUCCUGAAACGGACGGCUACAACGGCGACUACGACGAGAACGAAGACAACCAGCAGGACCCUGAGCCCGAACAGAUCACCACCAAAGAUGGUUUCUCCGAAGAACUUUUGCUCGAAUACUACACGAACCACAUGCGGGUGCUGUCAUCGGAUCACAAGCCGCUGGAUGCCGUCUUCUCGCUGAAAUUCGAUGCUGUAGUAACAGAACUCAAGGCUGCAGUUCACAGCGAAGUGGCCCGAGAACUGGAUCGUCAGGAGAACGAAGGACGGCCUUCCAUCGCCGUCGUAGUUGAGCGUGCAACCGGCUCCUCGCCAUCAGCCGACAAGGACGCGACAGACAGCAGCUUUGACGGGGUAGACUUUGGCGAUGUCAAAUUCGCCAAAUCAAAACGAAGGAACAUCACGAUUGCAAACACAGGCCGUGUCCCUGCCACCUUUGGCUUUGCAGACCGGCCGAUUGAGGAAGACCAAGACUCCGGCCCCUUCCCCUCCUGGUUGAGCGUCACCUUUGACAAGGAGCCAGAUGCGCGUUCCAAGUCAGGCCCUGAUGAUAUCCAACAACACUACACACUUCAGCCAGCCGAAGUCAUCAACGCUGAGCUCAGACUCAAGCUCAAGGAUGUUGGCUCCGUACGCAACCUGAACAACGAGACGCAAGGCCUCGAUGAAGUCCUCGUCGUCCGCGUCGAGAAUGGUCGCGACCACUUCCUCCCUCUCAAGGGCCACUGGCAGCCAUCAGUUCUCGCACGCACAGUCGAUAAGCUGAUCAAGAUCCCCGAAGGUGGAAUCAGGAAGCUGCAAAACCAGAGCCCGAGCGCGAGCGAAACGAAGACCUGACCGAGCGCGCGCUUGCGGAAUGGGAGAUGACCAAAGCCUCAGACGCCGACCGCGCGCCAUGGAUGGACAACGCGGGCU
Didymella exigua CBS 183.55 is the source of this 2531-nucleotide messenger RNA. Its product is annotated as DNase I-like protein. The record is from RefSeq and is a predicted model, not a curated record. The transcript has 2 exons. Gene Ontology annotation, molecular function: phosphatidylinositol-4,5-bisphosphate 5-phosphatase activity. Bases 174 to 2453 code for a protein of 759 amino acids. Gene Ontology annotation, biological process: phosphatidylinositol dephosphorylation. NCBI's taxonomy places the organism in Eukaryota, Fungi, Ascomycota, Dothideomycetes, Pleosporales, Didymellaceae.